UGGAAACCAAUGAAAUUGAUGAGUGAAGUAAGCCAGAUGGUCACUGAAUUAGCCCACGAAGGUUAGCUGGAUUGCUAACCCAACCUGACAGUUCCCCCUUGCCCCUAAGCGAGGUCUGUGGCGUCGUGUGGAAAUACUUGUGCUGCACUAAAGAGCAGUGAAACCUGAGGUUGGUGUGUCAGAACAACAGUGCCAAGGAAUAUCCAGUUGCUUUCUCAUUAAAAACUGUGGUAACGCAGGUUUUCAUAAAGUCGAACCAGACAGAAAUGGCGAGUGAAGCAGAAGAGAAAGAGGCUUUAGGCCCUCCUGAAAACAGAAGAUCCAGGCAAGAUUCAGAAGAUGGUGAAAGUGAGAAAGAGCUGGAGGAUGACGGGGGAGCAGCUCGGAUCCCCCUGCAUCGCUGGGUAAUGCAUGCAGCAGUGAUGUUUGGACGGGAGUUUUGCUAUGCCAUGGAAACGGCGCUGGUGACACCCGUGCUGCUGCAGAUAGGUCUUCCUGAGCAGUACUACAGUUUAACCUGGUUUUUAAGUCCCAUCCUGGGUCUUGUCUUCACACCUGUUAUUGGCUCAGCCAGUGACCGCUGUACUCUGCGAUGGGGCCGGAGGAGACCGUUCAUUCUGGCUCUUUGCGUAGGUGUGCUGUUUGGGGUGGCGCUGUUUUUAAACGGAUCAUUGAUUGGUCUUUCCAUCGGCGACGAGCCAAACAGGCAACCAAUCGGCAUCAUUCUCACUGUCUUAGGUGUAGUGAUCCUGGACUUCUGUGCUGAUGCCUCUGAGGGACCUAUCAGAGCUUACCUUUUAGAUGUUGCUGACACUGAGGAACAAGAUAUGGCACUAAAUAUUCAUGGCCUUUCUGCUGGGCUGGGAGGAGCAGUUGGUUACAUGAUGGGGGGCCUCGACUGGACUGGCACAGCUCUGGGCAGAGCAUUCAAAUCGCAACAACAGGUGCUCUUUCUUUUUGCUGGGAUCUUCUUCAUCAUUUCUGUCACUCUUCACAUGCUCAGUAUCCCUGAGCGAAAUUUCACUUCAUCCAACCAGCUUAAAGACACUGAAGGAGGAGACUCUAUAAGCCAAAUGUCUGUAGGGCCAGUAGGCAACAUGCGACCUCUUUUAGAUGUAGUUUUGGAGGAGGAUCCUUUUGCCCAACCCCCAUCCAGAGAUGACAAAGAAUCAGAACCAGAGAAACAGGAGAUGGACUUCCUUGCUGUUGACAGAGUGCGGAGUAAGAGUGAUUCUGUUUUAGCAAUGGCAGAUGCUACAAUUGAGUUGGAUCCUGACCUUGACAUAGAGCCACACCAUUUCUUGCCUAAUGUGCAAUAUCUACCAGAAACAUUUGGAGAUUUAGAAGAUGCUUUUAAGGCGUCAGAUCACAAUACUGGGGGAUCACCUCUUCGUUCUCCACAACCCUCCAUUACUGAUGAAAUGGCAGCGACAGAACCUACAAACACAGUUUUGGAUGGGUUUAAGGAUCCUACAAAUGGUCAGCCGUCUCUCCCUCGGACCAGCUCUGGCACAGAUGAUGCACCUCUGAAGCAGCAUAUCAAAGCUGGCAAUGGCGCAAGUGUUUGCUUGCCCUCUUCUGAUUGUUCCAAAGUCAUCAAGAGCCACACCAGCAAGCUGGGGAGCCGUACUACAAAUCCUUCAGUUUCACCACGUCCACACCCACCAACCUUCUACAGACAACCCUCCUUCACAUUUUCAUAUUAUGGUCGAGUAAGAUCACAACGUUUUAGACCAAAACAUACAAGACCUUCGAGUCCUCGACCAAUCACCACCUCCCGCAGUCUGAAUGAUCUACGGGACGACGGGGGGCAACUACGCAGGCAGAAGCUGCAGCUGUCUGUCAGCAGUCUGUCUUCUGAGAGCUCCAUCAGUGACGAUGAAGCAGAGAGGGGAGCAACUGUGCGGCUGCUUUGGCUGUCCAUGUUGAAGAUGCCGAGACAGCUAUGGAGAUUGUGCGUGUGUCACCUGCUCACGUGGUUCUCCAUCAUAGCCGAAGCUGUGUUUUACACCGAUUUCAUGGGACAAGUUAUUUUCAAUGGAGACCCUAAGGCAUCAGCCAAUUCUACAGAACUGCAGAAUUAUCACAAAGGAGUUCAGAUGGGCUGCUGGGGACUGGUGGUGUAUGCUGCCACUGCUGCCCUUUGUUCUGCCAUCCUUCAGAAAUCUCUGGAUAAUUUUGAUCUGAGCAUUAAGGUCAUCUACAUCAUUGGAACUUUGGGAUUUUCAGUAGGCACAGCAGUCAUGGCAAUCUUCCCUAAUGUGUAUGUUGCCAUGGUGAUGAUAAGUGGCAUGGGCGUCAUCUCCAUGAGUAUCUCCUACUGUCCCUAUGCUUUACUCGGGCAGUACCAUGAAAUCAAAGAGUACAUUCACCACAGUCCAGCAAACACUCGAAGAGGUUUUGGUAUUGAUUGUGCCAUAUUAACCUGCCAGGUUUAUAUUAGCCAGAUCUUGGUUGCCUCAGCCCUUGGGUCUGUAGUUGAUGCAGUUGGUAGUGUGCGUGUCAUUCCAAUUGUGGCCUCUGUGGGAUCCUUUCUUGGGUUCCUUACAGCCUGCUUCCUCAUCAUUUAUCCUGAUCCUGAGCCUAGCAGCUCAGAACAAGACCAGAUGUUGGAUGUUUUAGCUGGAAAAGAUGAUCACAGUGAAGGAAUGACCAGUAACAAGAGACUGGCUCUGCUGAACCUCACCGACAGCAGUAGUUUGAAGACAGAGUAAUUCUACUUUUGCCUGAGCAUAAGGAUUGAUUAGGUUUUUCCUCCGCAAUUCAAGAUGGCUCAUGAAAAGUAGACUUAAAGAAUCUGGUGUACAUAUGUGAUGGUCUAUGCCUGUUUAGGAAAACAAAACUCAAAGAUAAAAGGGAAAACAUGGCAGAAAGUUGACAGUCCAUCUACAGAUAUCUGGGCAGCAUAGAUUUUUGAUAUAUUAUCGUGUUGGAGAGAAGAACUAAGGAGAGCAGAAACCAUGUCUGUUCUGGGCUGCUCCGCUUUUACCAUCACUACCUCAGCUCUAGUCCAAAUAAAUGUUUAGUCACUACAAGUAAGCCAUGAAAACUUAAAAGCCACAUUGUUGGGAGUCCUUUCAAAUCAGACUACUGAAGCACAGAUUAGAUAAAUUACUAAAGCUUAACGAGAAGCACCGCGCACUUUUUCCGUUUCUCAACAGUGCUGCCAAAAAUAAGCUGGUGGAGCUUUAUGCAAUUUUUUUUAAAUCCAGAACGAAGGCUGCUCAACAGCUGCUGAGGGGCAAUCAUAAUGCUGUAGAAGUGUUACUUUGUGCUUACGUCAAACACUAUAGGAUAAAAUGCACAUCUAGCCAAUAUAUCUGUUUCCAUUCAAAAUGCCUUACAAGUUUGUAAUUAUUUGACAAAAAUAUUCAGAAAUCACAAGUAAAAUCUUCUGCCUUUGUUUACGUUCCAAAGAAACAAGCUUUGUUCACAUUGCUGAUUUUUGUACCAAUUGUUUUCACCUCUUGCCUGCUCAAAACUCCUGCCAAUCAUAAUGCCAUGUUCUUGCAGUACAAAAAACACCCAUCAGAGAGUACCUGACAAGUGACGUGGCCUUACAGCAUCUUCAGAUAAUACUCACCUUGUUUUUCUAACUUUCUUUUUUCAGAUUAGCAACCAGUUGCAAAUCUUUUAGUGAAAAGCCAAUUAUUUGAGGACUGCAUUAUUUAACACUGGUUGAUCAUUGUUUCUGAGAAUUGAUGUAAUGGAGUUUUGGUUUUCAUUGUGAUGAUACUGCAGAGUGAUUUGUUUUGAAAGUUACAUUUAAAGUUCAUUUGAGCCAGCAGAUAAGUUAAUGAUGGAUGUUAACCAAGUCUCAUUUGUUAAACACAACUCUGUUAGGAGUAAGGGGAUUGUUAGAAUAGUUUUCUUUUUCACUUCACAUUACAAGAUAAAUGACUCUUCUCCUGCUGUUCACACUUUCAAGUAUCCAAUUAUGACCUUCUGGCAGCUCUUAAUCUUUGUCCUGUUCUACAGACAGGAUACAGAUGUCACUUUACCUCAGACUGAUGACCGUGUUUUCUGUGAACAUGGCACCACAUGGAAGCUUUCUGCACAGCCUUAACCAAACGGCUGUUUUUAAGGGUCCAUCAUCAAUAGGACUAUAUUAUUGCUUAAUGUGAGAAUUGUUGGCUUUUCCCUGAGCAGUCCACAACUCACAAACAUGCCAGGCGUUGUAGUUGGUUUCAUUGUGGAAUGCCAAUGUUGCAUGAAAGAUAAAGGGAUAGAGGAUAAUGUCUAUGCAAGGCCUACAGUUGACCUGUGCCAAACUUCAAAUUCCCUUUUCUGGGAUGUCAUGACCAAAUAAACCUUAAAGCAAACUCAGGGACAUCUCAGUCUGCUUCAGAGGGGGGGGGGGGGGGUAAAAAAAAAAAACAAAAAAAGGGCUUUUGAAGUUCUCCCUCUCCCCUUAAAGUGAUCUUAAGAUUUUUGUAGCAAACCUUUUACACAGACAGAGCUUCUGAAGGAAAAGGCAGAGAUAAAAAACUAGGACCAAUGAUUUUCCUUGCACAUUGAACAGGGACUCUGCCGGUGGGACAUGGGUGUAGUUUGUUUGUUUGAAAGCACCUUUUGACGAAACAUUUGGGUACAUUGUUCUGUUUUUUUUUAAUAGCAUUAUGCUUUUAAUCCACUACAAGGUACUUGUAUGGAAACUAUUUUACAUCCUACAUGCCAAGUUGCUGUAAAUCAAAAUGGAAGGAUUUUCCUGUUUUGUAGAGAUGUGAUGGGAUUUCUUUUUUCCUCCAUGUACAUUUUUCUUUUAAUCUGGGGCGAUGGAAACACAAUUUCUGUAGCUGUCUCUCGGGAGAAAAUGUUUUUAUUACUUUUUUUAUCCACAAUGGUAAGGAAGCGAGUUGCAUGUUGAUUAAGACUGAUGUUUGGUUCUGUUUGCUGCUGUACAAAUUUUCUAAAGUGAUCACCAGAUGUUGUUGUAUGGUUUAUUUGAAAGAAAAAUAGAGAAAGAAUGCACCUUUUUGUUGAGUUUUUAUUGACAACCAGCCGUAACACACAUUUCUGCCAGCAGUUUGGCUGCUACU
Menidia menidia (Atlantic silverside) is the source of this 5039-nucleotide messenger RNA. NCBI's taxonomy places the organism in Eukaryota, Metazoa, Chordata, Actinopteri, Atheriniformes, Atherinopsidae. The record is from the annotation of a GenBank genome assembly.